AUGGCCUGGAGUAAGGUACCUCUGCUCUUGCAUGGAUUUCUCCUGCUGGUUCUGUGUAAACCCUCACUUCAAGGAGGAAUCUACAUACCAGCUGGUGCAGGGGGAGGAACUGGAGCUGGAUUAGGGGGUGGUCUUGGAACUGGAGCUGGACUUGGUGCUGGAACAGGCCCCGGAGGAGGAUUUGGUGCUGGAAUCGGAAGUGUUGGGCCAGGAGUUGGUCCUGGAGGAGUUGGAACAGGAUUAGGUCCAGGUGGUCUUGGAAUAGGGCCAGGAACUGGAAUCAGACCUGGAACUGGAGUUGGAGGAAUACUUGGUUUCAAACCAGGAAAGACAGGACGCUUGGGAGGUGGUGGUGCUGGGGGGCAAGGUGCUGGACUGGGUGCAGGGCUUGGGGGAGUUGGGCCUGGUGGUACAGGGCUUGGUACAGGAGGACUUGGUACUGGUGGAUUAGGCACCGGAGGCCUCGGGACAGGGUCAUUCGUCAAGCCACCUAAAACAGGAGGAUAUGGAGGUCUACCAGGAUUUGGACCAGGUGGUACAGGUGUUGGUCCUGGAUCACUUGCACCUGGAGGAUUUGGUCCUUCUGGCAUUGGUCCAGGAGGCAUUGGACCAGGAGGAAUAGGACCUGGUGGCAUAGGACCUGGUGGCAUUGGACCUGGUACCAUAGGAACUGGACCAGGAAGUGUCGGACCUGGAGGAAUUGGUGCUGGUGUUGGAACUUGGAGCCUUGGAGCAGGUGCUGGUGGCAAACCCCCUAAACCAGGUUAUGGGAGUAUUCUAGGCACUUAUGGAACUGGAGGUCUUGGUGGCCUUGGACUUAGGCCAGGGGGUGCUGGCCUUGGAGGUGUAGUACCGGGUGGCUUUGGUGUUGGUCCUGGAGCUAGUGGCACUGGCACAGGAAUACCUGGACAAGGUGUGGGCACUGGUGUGGGAGGGUUUGGCCCUGGUGGAGCUGGUCCAGUAGGUGCUGGAAGAGGUGUGGGAGGAAAACCACCCAAAACAGGUUAUGGAGGUCUUGGUGGUUAUGGCCCAGGAGGUGUCAGCACUGGAGGUAUAGGACCUGGUGCCAUUGUCCCUGGUGGCAUUGGACCAGGUGGCAUUGUCCCUGGUGGCGUUGGACCAGGUGGCAUUGUCCCUGGUGGUGUUGGACCAGGUGGUAUUGUCCCUGGUGGUGUUGGACCAGGUGGCUUCAGGCCUGGUGGCAUUAUCCCUGGUGGUGUUGGACCAGGUGGUAUUGUCCCUGGUGGUGUUGGACCAGGUGGCUUCAGGCCUGGUGGCAUUAUCCCUGGUGGUGUUGGACCAGGUGGUAUUGUCCCUGGUGGUGUUGGACCAGGUGGCUUCAGGCCUGGUGGCAUUAUCCCUGGUGGUGUUGGACCAGGUGGUAUUGUCCCUGGUGGUGUUGGACCAGGUGGCUUCAGGCCAGGUGGCAUUGUCCCUGGUGGUGUUGGACCAGGUGUCUUGAGUCCUGGAGCAGGCAGAAAACCUGGGAAACCAGGUUAUGGUGGGCCUGGGGGUUUUGGACCGUUUGGAACAGGAAGUCUUGGAGCAGGUGCUAUUCCACUUACACCUGGAGAUGCUGGAACAGGCUAUCCAUCAGGUGGUAGCUAUAGUGGAUAUGGUACUUAUCUUGGAGCUGGAACAACUGGUCAGAAACCACCAAAACCAGGAAUUGGACCUGGAGGUGUAGGAAUUGGUCCAGGCGGCACAGGACUUAGACCUGGGGGUGCGGGAGUUCUGCCUGGAGGUGUAGGAAUUGGACCAGGUGGCACAGGAAUUGGACCAGGUGGUGCAGGAAUUGGUCCAGGUGGAGCUGGAUUUGGGCCUGGAGGUGUAGGAAUUGGACCUGGUGGCACUGGAACUGGAAUUGGAGGAGCAGGAGUUGCACCUGGUGGAGCACCUUUUCUCCCUCAAACUGGCUUAGCAGGAACUGGAACUGGGACAGGCGCUGGGGGAAAAGUCGGAAAGUUUGGGAAGGCACCAGUGCCAGGUGUUGGGAUUCCUGGGCUAUACCAAGGGGGUAUAGUUCCUGGACAAGGUUUUGGCGGUAGAGGCAUUCUGCCAGGUGUAGCCACAGGAUCUCAAACUGGGCAGCUUGGUCAAGGUGCACUUGGAGCUAAUGGAGGCCGUGGAGGAUUUGGUCAACAAAUACCAGGCGUGUUCCGUGGAUAUCCUCUUAUAUCACCAAAGUCUGGAGGUACAAGCGCUGCUAAGUCUCAGGCUAAAGCUGCCAAGUACGGGGCUGGUGGUGUUCCGGGUCUCGGUGGUGGGCUUGGAGGUAUACCUGGUGCAGGUGUUGUUCCAGGCAUAAGUGGCAUACCUGGUGCAGGUGGUGUGCCAGGAAUAGGCGGUGUUACAGGUGCAGCUGGUGUUCCAGGUGUCGGAGUCAUUCCUGGAGCUAGCGGUGGAACUCCAGGUGUCCUAUAUCCGGGAGCUGGUGGUUCCUAUCCUGGGGGAACUGGGGCAAAAGCUCGAAAGUAUGCUUUCGGCAUAGGAACUGGUGGACUUCCUGGUUCUGGUUUGGGAGUGGGUGGUCUUGGAGCUGGAGGACUACCUGGUUCUGGUUUGGGAGUGGGUGGUCUUGGAACUGGAGGACUUCCUGGUUCUGGUUUGGGCGUGGGUGGUCUUGGAACUGGAGGACUUCCUGGUUCUGGUUUGGGAGUGGGUGGUCUUGGAGCUGGAGGACUUCCUGGUUCUGGUUUGGGCGUGGGUGGCCUUGGAGCUGGAGGACUUCCUGGUUCUGGUUUGGGAGUUGGUGGUCUUGGCACUGGUGGAAUCCCUCGACCUGGAGUUGGUCCUGAAGGAUAUGCUGCAGCCAAAGCAAGAAAAUAUGCUCAGCUUGGACGUCCUGGUGGGACUUUAGGUACAGGAGGAUUGCCAGGUGGAGCAGCCGGUGUGUCGGGUGUUGGACUUGGUGGACUACCUGGUGGUGGUCUUGGGAUUGGUGGACAACCUGGAGGUGGAUUUGGAGGGCUACCUGGAGGUGGAUUUGGUGGAUUACCUGGCGGAGGAGCUGGUGGACUGCCUUUUGGAGUUGGUGGUCUUCCUAGCGGUGGUGCUGGAGGACUCCCCGGCUCUGGAAAUGGAUAUGCAGAGGCAAAAGCUCGUAAAUAUGGUCUACUCGGUGGAGGUGCUGGUUUAGGCCCAGGCACUGGAUUAGCUGCAGGUAUUCCAGGUGGAUUACCAGGCACUGGUGUCAGACCAGGUGGGGCAGGGAUUAUACUAGGAACUGGGGCUGGACAAGGAGGUGUACCCGGUGGUGGGCUUGGACCUGGUAGUGUUCCUGGAAGUGCAUUUGGACCUGGAGGAUACGCUGGGGCCAAAGCUCGCAAAUAUGGGAUUACUGGUGGAGCUGGUGGAACAGGAUUGCCUGGAGGAUUAGGAGGGUCACUUGGUAGUGGAACAGUGUCAGGUGUUGGAGCUGCUGGAGGAAUUGGACCUGGGGGGGCACCAUUUGGUGGUUAUGGACCAGGAGGAGCACCAAUCAGUGGCUACGGACCUGGAGGGGCACCUGUAGGUGGUUAUGGGCCAGGAGGAGUACCUGCUGGAGCAUAUCCAGGUGGACCAAAGGCCCUAAAAUAUGGUCCUGGUGGUAGUGGAGGAGCUACAGGACUUGGUCUACAGGGUCAGGUAGGAACCGGUCCAGCAGGAGGAUUUGGCACGGGGGCAUGGCCAGUUGGUGGUUAUGGUCCAGGGACUGUAGGAGGCCACGGGUCUGGAUUUACAGGAGCAGGACUUCCUGUUAGUGCUGUCGGAGCAGGAAGCAGAGGAGGGCUUGGGCCUGGGUAUGGAACAGGUGCUGGAGGAUAUGGACCUGGAUCGAAAGCAGCUAAAUAUGGCAAGUUGAAACACACUACAUGCACUUGCAUGUAUAUUGCAAAGUCUAAACCCAUGCAUAUCUUGAAAGGUUUACCUGGAUCUGGAGGUGUCUUGGGAGCAGGAGGUGUACCAGGAGCUGGAACAGGAUUGGUAGGAGGUCCUGGCGUUCUGCCUGGAGGGCUUGGGACCGGUGUUGGAUAUGGAGGGUAUGGAGGAGCACAAAAACCACCUAAAUAUGGACAACCAGCUGGUGGGGUCGGAAGUGCGUUGGGUGGGUCGGUACCAGCAACUGGUGGAACUGGGGCCACAGGAACCGGAAUUGGAACUGGUGGUGUAGGUGGGGCUGGAGGCACACCAGUUUCAGGAACCAAGCCAGACAAAUAUGGCAUCAUAGGAGGAACAGCAAUUCCAGGAAGUACAGCUGCUACCGGCACAGAUCGUGGAGCAGGACCUAAACCUGGAGUUGAUGGAGUGAUUGGCAGUCCUUAUGAUGCAACCCGUGGUGCUGGAGAAGGUCAAGGUGGAACAAAAGCUCCCAAGACUGAAUCUGGCGGACCAAUAGAGGGAUCAGGUGUUACUGGUGGGUCCAUUGAUGCUGAUGGACUUGAUGGGGUUGCUGGGACAGGAAUACCCAUCUUAGCUGGAGAAAAACCAGGUGUCUCUGGAACUGUACCAGGUGGAACGGGAGUGCCUGGACCCGAGAGAGUUGGCGAUAGUGGAACACUACCAGGAGCCAAACCACUAAAGCCCCCAGGCAUUGGAGGUGGAGCCAUUGCUGGACGUGGAGAUACCCCAGGCACUAUUGAAGGAGGACCUGGAAGUGUAGGCGGUGGUCCAGGUGGGGUUGGUGGAGUUCUAGGAGGAGUUGGUGGAGUUCCAGGGGGAGUUGGUGGAGUUCCAGGGGGAGUUGGUGGAGUUCCAGGAGGAGUUGGUGGAGUUCCAGGGGGAGUUGGUGGAGUUCCAGGUGGAGUUGGUGGAGUUCCAGGGGGAGUUGGUGGAGUUCCAGGUGGAGUUGGUGGAGUUCCAGGGGGUGUUGGUGGAGUUCCAGGUGGAGUUGGUGGAGUUCCAGGUGGAGUUGGUGGAGUUCCAGGAGGAGUUGGUGGAGUUACAGGAGGAAUUGGAGGAGUUAAACCCCCUAAAGUUUACAGCGGUACAGGUGGAACUGGAGCUCUUGGAGUUGGAGGUGUAGGUGGAAUGGGUCCAGCUGGAACAGGAGGAGCUGGACUUCUGCCUGGAGGUGGUGGUUUACUACCAGGAGGUUAUGGAGGAGCUGGAGGUUUAGGAGCUGGUGGGAUCCAACCAGGGACUGGCCUCAGGUUCCCCAGUGGGGCUGCAGUGGGCAGCAAACAAGGAAAAGUUUAUGGGGCAGCAGGCACACUUGGUGGGUUUGGAGGCCCAGGCGGAUAUGGAACAGGACCCGGUGGCUUUGGAGGUGGUCCAGGUGGUUAUGGUGGUGGCCCAGGUGACUAUGGUGGUGGCCCAGGCAGUGCUGGUGGACUUGGAGGGCCUGGAAUAGGUGGGCUUGGUUAUGGUCCUGGCGCAGUAAAACCACCUAAAAGCUAUGGAGGAACUGGAACAUUGGGUGGCGCUGGAAGAGGAGGAAUUGGUGGAGGUCCUGGAGGUCUUGGUGGUGGUCUAGGAGUAGGACCAGGAGGUGUUGGUGGAGGUCCUGGAGGAGUUGGAGGACUGGGUGGAGGUUUAGGUGCCAGAUAUCCAGGUGGUGGCCUGGGAGCUGGAGCUGUGAAACCUGGGAAAUCAGGGUAUGGAGGUUAUGGUGCAGCUGGAGGCGUGGGAGGUCUUGGAGGAGCAGGUGGAGGACUAGGAGGUCUAGGAGGAGGUGCUGGAAGCCCAGUAGGAACUGGCUUUGGCACGGGUGCACUGGGUGGUCAAGGCUAUCAGCCCGGUUAUGGUGGCACUGGUGCAGGGGGACUUGGAAGUGCUCCACUUACACCUCAGCAAUCAAAAGCAGCCAAAUAUGCAGCUCUUCAAGGCUUUCUAGGUGCUGGAGGCUACAGAGGGGGCGCAGGAUGCCAAGGCAAAUACUGUGGAAGAAGGAGGAAGUGAGAAACCAGCUGAUAAAAGUGACCUCAUAAACAAGUGGUGCUACUGCCUGAUCUCAAAUGCACUUUUUUACAGUUUAAAAGUGCCUCGUGUAAUAUGUGAGAGAUUUGGACUUACACUAAAUAAUUUUUCUGCCGUAUGAUUAGAUGUGAUGUGAAACUCACAAGGCACUCUUUGCACUGCCUAAACUCCCUUUACUUUACUUAUGGCACUAUACGUUUUCUACAAGUUUAACAUGAUUGCUUGAUUUUGUUUUCAACCAUGUUACCAUUUAAUGUUCCAUCUUAAAAUUCUGCAGUUCCAGCUGUGCAUCUCUUAUGGUUUUGCUGCAGUUGUUCACUUACACUUAGCUGUGUAUUUAGACACGUGCAAUCUAGGGACGUGUCGCUGCUAUUUCAGGAUGAACUGUGACAGUGGAGGAAGCAGCGUCAUUAGGCUUCAUGUUCUGGCCACCUAUCAUAAAGUAAAGGGAGCCUGUUUUUCUUUCUAGCUGUAUGCAUAUGAGUUCAUGAACCCAUAUUUUGUCUUUUCCAGCAUCUUCAGUCAUUCAAAGCGUAGUCACAUGAAGGAACGCGAUCUAGGCUUACCAAUUUUAGUCUUAUAAGAACAAAGUGCUUGUCGUAACUGCAGUAGACGGCAUCUAAGUACUGAGGAUUAUAAGCUGUCUUCAACGAUACCUCAGGAACUUGAAGCGGUUUCUUUUCUAGUAUCCUGACCCUAGUAAAACCUUGUUUUUGUUUGUUUGUUUUAACGUAACUCUUAUUAAAUUAAAAUGUUGGGUUUUUAAGGGUAUCUAUGCAUUUAACCUAAUGUUUUUUUAAGCAUUGUGUGAUGUGAAUGUUGUAUCUGUGUUUGUAUAAGUGCAACUAUUCAAAUGUGACAUGAAAGUAUGAUA
Molecule: messenger RNA, 6772 nt
Organism: Sinocyclocheilus anshuiensis
Lineage: Eukaryota; Metazoa; Chordata; Actinopteri; Cypriniformes; Cyprinidae
Exons: 59
Coding region: 1-5880 (1959 amino acids)
Biological process (GO): microtubule-based process
Cellular component (GO): microtubule
Molecular function (GO): extracellular matrix structural constituent; GTP binding
Source: RefSeq, a predicted model, not a curated record